AUGAGGUUGACAGUAUUUUUCAUUCUGGCUACCAUUGUAGCAACAUGCAAUGCAGAUUGCCAUAUUCUCCAAGAGGGUAAAAUCUACCUUCUCCGGCCACGGUCUGGUGCCGCCAGCUGGCAUUUGACUCUCAAAACCAACAACCUUCAAAAUCGGGAAAUUGUGCCCAUGUCUUGUGAAAAGUAUAUAGGUCACUACAAGCUAGAUAAGCAAUACCAACAUGACUACGAAUUGGUGGCAGAUGCAACGACUAAAUAUGCCAAGGGCCUUAAAUUUAUUGGCAACAGCAAGGACAUUUGGGUCUUUGAUGUUGCAAAAAUUGUCCUUACUAAUAUUCCAUACUAUGCUUGGUCCAACGUGUUGGGGAAGUAUUAUGAUAAGCACUUCGACUACAUAAACGAGUCAAAGACUCGAAGGGAUUAA
Olea europaea var. sylvestris is the source of this 423-nucleotide messenger RNA. RefSeq names its product acid phosphatase 1-like. Lineage: Eukaryota; Viridiplantae; Streptophyta; Magnoliopsida; Lamiales; Oleaceae. The record is from RefSeq and is a predicted model, not a curated record. Bases 1 to 423 code for a protein of 140 amino acids. The transcript has a single exon.